AUGUCCUCCUUUGUAGGACAAAGUGCGAGCCUGUCGCGUCCCGGGAGCAGACUUGACAAUCGUUUCGACAACCGGUUCGACAAUAAAUUCGAGGCCAAACCGUCGAGCCGACCCUCUAGCAGAGCAUCCGUUAGGCCAUCUUCAGUCGCCGGUAUUCAUACAUCCGCAUACGAUGCAGAGUUCAACCGCACCCGUCCCCAGAGCCACCAGAGCUUGCCUGGCCCAGGUCCAGGUCCGGCGAGCCCCAGCUCCGGCAAGCGCAAGAGAACCCUCCCCACUCCGACCGUUGAUGAUGGUCUCCUGAGGGCGCCAAUUGUUCUCAAGCCACACCCUUCGAGCAUAUUAGCAAAGCCGCGCAUUCUACAUCCUCUCAUGCUUCUACCUCGCGAGGCCCUGCCGCUGUCAGCUCUCGACCUCUCUCAACCUCACGGCGACUUUCCCGCUAGUCGGCUUUUCGAAUCCAAAAUUAAGAUUCUCGAUCUUGAGGACCGUCUAGGAUCUAAUAUUCUUCUCGCCCGCUCAGAAACAACCCGUCUGGCAUAUGCUGUCGAACGUGAGAGCAGUGGGCUAUACGUGCUGUGCAAGUUAGGGUCGUGGGUGGAUAUCGAGCUGCUCAGUCAGAGCGCCACAGUCGUGUGUAAGGAGCGGAUGAAGAGUGGGAAGGCUGUUAAGCAGGAGCACGCCGCUGCCACGCCGGUCAUUACGCCUUCGAUGUACAACGAUAACAAGAGGCGGAGACUGGCUAUCGAAGAGAUACAGUCCUUGGUUCGAAAACGUUCAAUGUCGGUCAUCGAGAAGGAGCCGCCAAAGCCAAUGCCCACGCCAACGGCAUCUGAAAGCCCAGCGCCAUCCGGGGCGGGCGACAUUGGAUCGGAAAACCCGGUGAUGGAACACGAGGAAACCCCCAUUGUGCCUGGACCGUCCGUAUCUAGCAGGCCAGAUACCCCCGCACCAGCGACAGAACCCGUUCUCGACCCCCUUACACAGCCCAACGCCGAGGAUAUCUUUCUCAAUAUCAGAGCUCAGUAUAUGGAAGCCCUGUAUCAUUCAAAAGGCUCGUUAGCGUACUUUGCCAAAGGCCCUCUUUCCAAGGCGAGGGCGACGUUCCAUUUGGACUGGGACUCCAAUCUCAACAUGAAUGACCUGGUGGAGUUCCUAAAGAGUCUCGUCAUGACCACCGUCAUGAUUGACAAGAAGUAUCGCGAAACAAUUCCUGAGAUCGUGGCGAAAAUGAAGACGCUUACCCCGGACUCGGAAAACGGCGCCUCAAAGCCCAAGAAGAAAAAGGCGAAAAAAACGAAGUUGGGCAAGGACGGGCUGUACCCGGGUGAGAUUGACCAUGUCCGGCGAUGGUGGACUUCGCACCAACCCAGCUCAAGCGGGGAUGAUGCGAAGGCUUUGAGUGCGACGGAGCAUAAAUACCACGUAUCCUGUCUGCGAAGGAGGGAAACACAACUGCAGAUGAUCUUGGUGUUGGAGAUUCUGGCUCUCGAGCCUGUGGCGUUGGCCAAGGGCGCUGAAUGCCAACUCCCUGGAAUGGAAUCUCAAAUUCCCUCCCGAGAGGAGAGCCAGGAACCAGCGGCCAAAAAGAGGAACAGGCACAAUCUGCCAGUGCUCCUCGAUGUGCAUGCGGACCGUCUCUGCAUCUGGCAGUCCACCACGUCGGACGAAGUCAAGGCGGUCGCCGAGUCGCAAGUGCCCACGGAGGGCCAUGAGGGUGAGCAAGUAGAAAGGGCCAAUUCCGACCCCCUGAGGGACUUUUGUGUGGAUAUUAUUGUGCCAUUUUUCUCAGCCCGCCUUCCAGGUCCCUGCGACUCUCUCAACCGCAAGCUAGGAGGCCCGGUCGCUCAGUCCCCCCUCAGAGCAAAGGUGCCUAGUUCGGCAGUCAAGCCGAAACCGGGCGCCCCGAUGAAACGACCAGCUCCGAAACGGGACAAGGACAGGACACUCGAGCGUGCCCUCUCCGUUGAGAGGAGCAGACGCAGCGUCUCACGAGGGCCUGCCGCAACAAUUGCCCUAUUGCGAUCCGCGACACAAACCGUGAUACCGGGGUUGAAGCGAGAGGCAACCGAUUCAUCACUAAUGGGGCUGGUCCCGCGGGCGGAAUCUGGCUUGGCCAAGGAGCGACCAUCGAAUGUAUUCUCAAGGAGCUUGAGUUUGGGUGGGGUCGACCUGAGGGCACAGAAGAAGGCCCAAGUCGACGCCGAGCUCAAGGAUGCUAUCUCGGCGCUCAAGAAGCCGAACCGAACCCUAGCGGCCAAGGAUAUUGUCGAAGCAGCCGAGAAGCGGGCAUCGGCUGGGCAGCUCAAGAAAAUGAGAAAACCGACUCGUACCCCUGGUGUACAAGUCAAAGCCACGCCAGCUAACAAUCGUUUCAAAGACGCCUUCACAGCUGACAAGGCCCAGUCUCAGCCGGCCCCGUUCCUCGACGCAGCUCCCUCCAGCGCUUCCGUCAUCCCCGCAUCCACUCUCCCACGCAAGUUCACCGACCGACUCCCCGCGCCCAGCCGACUGACCGGCCGCAUCCAAGCGACACCAGUGCGACCGACCUCGUCCAUCCCCGCCACAGGCCUCCGGCCUGUCCAGGAAACGCCCGGCGGCCCCGGCAUCUUCCCUUCCUCGCCUAUCAUGGCCCGGAAAGCCGCGCCGGCACCCCCACCCGUGUUCGCGCUCGCCCAACCGCGCGCCAAGAACCUGCCGGCUCCCGCGGACCGCUCCGGGGGUGCCGCCGGGGACAUUCCGUCGUCGCCUGGGCUAGGCACGCUUUUCGAGACGCCUGUCAUGUCGCGGUCGGCGAGGGCGCGCAUGGACGUCGUGGAUGAUACGCCCAUCAAGUCGAGACUGCCGCUUGGGGUGGCGGGGGAUGGGGGGAACAGGGUUGGGGGAGGAGGUAAGCUGGGCGGGGCGGGGAAGGUGUUUGGUGGUAGUGGAGGGAGUGAUGGCUCGGGAGAUGCAGGGGCGGAGGAAAAUGGGGGUGGGAGUGGGAGUGCGAGGGGUGAGAAUCCCGGCGUGGCGAGCAUUUACCAGCGGCUUGGCUGGGAUACGACAGAUCUGGAUGAUAUUGAUGACCUGUUAUGA
This is a messenger RNA of Chaetomium globosum CBS 148.51, 3078 nucleotides long. RefSeq lists its product as uncharacterized. Lineage: Eukaryota; Fungi; Ascomycota; Sordariomycetes; Sordariales; Chaetomiaceae. The coding region runs from base 1 to 3078 and encodes 1025 amino acids. Gene Ontology annotation, cellular component: DNA replication preinitiation complex. Gene Ontology annotation, biological process: DNA replication initiation. The record is from RefSeq and is a predicted model, not a curated record. The transcript is spliced from 5 exons.